Messenger RNA from Morone saxatilis (striped sea-bass), 1117 nucleotides. RefSeq names its product protein lin-28 homolog A (gene lin28aa). The record is from RefSeq and is a predicted model, not a curated record. Lineage: Eukaryota; Metazoa; Chordata; Actinopteri; Moronidae. Gene Ontology annotation, molecular function: zinc ion binding; nucleic acid binding.
GAGUGUGUAAGACCGAGGAGGAUGAAGGACCGAGCACCGAGGAGGAUUCACAGUCUUUCCACGGGGUCGGAUUGUGUAAAUGGUUCAACGUCCGCAUGGGCUUCGGGUUCCUGUCCAUGACCCACCGAGAGGGAGUGCCACUGGACGAACCGGUUGAUGUGUUUGUCCAUCAGAGCAAGUUGCACAUGGAAGGCUUCCGCAGCCUGAAGGAAGGCGAGGCGGUCGAGUUUACCUUCAAGAAGUCAUCAAAGGGCCUGGAGUCGCAGCGAGUUACCGGACCAGGUGGCAUCCACUGUGUGGGUAGUGAAAGGAGACCCAAAGGCAAGAAGGUCCAGAAGCGACGUUCAAAGGGAGAUAGGUGCUACAACUGUGGAGGCCUGGACCACCACGCCAAAGAGUGCAAGUUACCACCCCAGCCCAAGAAGUGCCAUUUCUGCCAGAGCAUUGACCACAUGGUUGCCAACUGCCCAAUCAAAGCACAACAGUCCUCGCCGGGUUCUCAGGGAAAACCGUCCCCCUCGAAAGGAGACGAGGAGGAGCACAGCCACUUGGCACUGCCUCCCGAGACCUCUGAUUAAACCGGAAAUUGGGCUACACUGACGCCGGGGAAGCACAGAGGCCAAUCAAACUGCUUUGAUGGAGAGAUGGGACACACGGUCCUCUUCCACCUGUUGAAGCUGCUUUUGGAACUACCUCAGGUUAAAAAAAAAUUGCUUAUGAUGAAGAAUGUUGCUGAAGUUUUUGUUUGUUUUCAUUUGGUGUAACACUCAGGAAUACUGCUGUAUUAUUGCACUCAGGACGCUUUGGAAAUGUUUGAAUCACCGUUGUUCUUUGACGGGUUUGCGAUUGUAGUGAGCAAUGCCAUAUAACGGAUUACCUUGAUGAGUUUUUUGUAGAAUCUGUGUUUUCUUUUAUGCGAUACUGUUCCUCUCCAGUGGGCAUUAUUCCUCUUCUGUUUUUGCGUAAUACUCAGUCAGUAUGUUUAGUAUAGAGCUACACUUUUGCUGCCUUACCUUUUUAAGUCUUCUUCCUGACUGUUACACCUCACUACCCGACAAGGCAGAGACGUGACAAUUAGUACCUCUGUAAUGAAUGUUUGCAUAUGGCAUGGGGAAUG